AUGUCUGAUGAACGUAUCUCAGCUGCGGUAGUGGCUAUUCUCUUCUUGAAAGACCACUUUAUCACGUUAUUUUUAUGCCUCACCACUUUGAGCUACGUAUAUGGUCGAUUGCAUCCAGGUCUCACACGUGUCCCUGGCCCACCCCUUGCAAAAUGGACGAAGCUCUGGCGUCUUUACGACGUGUACCAGGGUCAAUCUCAUCAUACAUCCAUUAGGCUACACGAAAAAUACGGCCCACUCGUUAGAGUAGCACCGAAUAUCGUGUCAGUUGGUGAUCCACAAGCUAUCAAGACCAUAUAUGGAUUGACUGGCGCAUUCCCCAAGACGGCUUUUUAUCCUAUUCAGAGCAUUUCUUGGCAGAAGAAACCACAGAUGAACCUCUUCUCUACUAGAGACCCAGUCUAUCACCGAGACCAAAAGAAAAAGGUCGCAGGAGCUUUCAGCCUGACCAACCUCCUGGAAUCCGAGGCUGCUAUAGAUUCUUGCACUGAACUGUUCAUGUCCCAACUUGAUCAGUGGGCUGCUGAUGGCAAACCUAUCGACCUCGGCAUGUGGCUCCAGUACUACGCGUUUGACGUAGUUGGUGAGGUCAAUUUUGCACAGAAACUUGGCUUUCUUGCCACAGGUGGGGAUGUCGACGGUAUGAUCAAAACAAUCGAGGGCAUUAUCGCCUACGCGUCCAUCUGUGGACAAGUACCCGAGAUGCACACCCUCUUGUUGGGUAACCCACUCUUCCCAUACUUGAUACCCUCUAUGGAGACCUGGAAUGCCGUCUUGACUUUUACUCUCAAAGCAAUCAAUUCUCGUACACCCAUGAAACGAGACGGCGAGUUGCAGCUUAGUGACGUAGGUGGGAAAGAUCUGCUGUCCAGAUGGGCUGCGGUGAAAAAUAAAGACCCGCUCAAGAUGACUACCCGAGACGCUAUCGUGCAUCUUUCGGCUAAUGUGUUUGCUGGUUCGGAUACUACUGCCAUUGCUCUCCGAGCAGUCAUCUACUUCCUCAUCAAAAACCCUGAAGAGAUGGCAAAGGUGAUCGGGGAAAUUGAUGCUGCUGAUAAGGAUGGCAAACUCAGUGAUCUGAUCUCCUACAAGGAGACUACUUCACACCUGACAUACACCAAAUCAGCGAUCAAAGAAGCCAUGCGUCUGCAUCCUUCAAUCGGCCUUAUGAUGGAGCGGCACGUCCCACCCCAAGGGGUCGAGAUAUGCGGUCAUUUCUUUCCUGGUGGCACGAUUGUCGGCAUAAACCCUUGGGUUCUUCAACAUGAUCCCAAAGUUUACGAGGACCCAAAGGCCUUCAAACCGGAGCGAUGGUUGACUGCAGAUGCCGAGUUACUCUCCAAGAUGGAGGCCAGCUUUUUCACCUUCGGGGCUGGAUCACGCACCUGUGUGGGCAAGCACAUAAGUAUGAUGGAACUUUACAAAGUAAUCCCGCAAUUAUUGAGACGUUAUUUCAUUGAGAUGGCAGAUCCGGAGGCCGAUUGGAAGGUGAAGAACCGUUGGUUUGUGCAGCAACAUGGUCUGAACUGUUCUCUGAAGAGAAGAGAAGCUGUUUGA
Molecule: messenger RNA, 1557 nt
Organism: Fusarium venenatum
Lineage: Eukaryota; Fungi; Ascomycota; Sordariomycetes; Hypocreales; Nectriaceae
Product: putative cytochrome P450 oxidoreductase
Molecular function (GO): monooxygenase activity; heme binding; iron ion binding
Source: RefSeq, a predicted model, not a curated record